AUGGUGUCUCGGUCGUGCGCCUUUGUCUUCGCCACCCUCGCAUCAUUCAUUCUACUACUUGCAAAGGCACAACAGACCUCUGGCACUCCCCCAAGCAGCUGGCCUCAAGUCUACCCGCGAAUGCCAGAUUGUAGCUACAAUACGGAGUGGCAGGACUACUUCCAAGUGACAGAGAAUCUCCCAAAUGUUACAUGGUCUCUCGCUCGUAAUUGGGCAGGGAACAUCCCUGUUCAGAGAGAGGGUCAUCCUAACGAUACCUUAUUCUUCUGGGCAUUUGAGAGCAAGGAAGGCUCUUUCACUUCCACUUCCACUGAUGCACCAUGGGGUAUUUGGCUAAAUGGAGGACCUGGCUCAUCAAGUCUCGUUGGCUUAUUGUUUGAGAAUGGCCCGAUCAAAGUACAAAACGACUAUUCCUUGUUUGAAAACCCGUAUGCAUGGAACACAGUAGCAGACUACGUCUGGAUAGACCAACCAGUCGGCGUUGGCUUUGGAACUGCUGAUUCCACUGGUUAUAUUUCUGAUGAGGAUCAAAUGGCGGCGGACUUCUUUGGGUUCUUGGAGAACCUUGUAAAGGUCUUUCCCGGCUUGGCUAAGCGCCCAUUGUACAUAACGGGUGAAAGCUAUGCUGGCAUGUAUAUACCUUACAUCACGAAAGCUUACUUCGAAAUGGAGAAUCCGCCAGUUACGUUAGCUAACAUAGCUAUCGGAGAUGGCACUAUUGCCUCUGGAGAGACAUUUGGACUCCUCCCGGUGCUUAGCGUCCUCAAGACAUAUCCGCAGGUGAUUGGGUACGACACCGAUGUCUUCGAGUACUUCCGUGAACAGGAAGCGCUUUGCGGCUAUGAUCUUGUCCUUGAAUAUCCUCAAAAUGGACACUUCCCAACCUUGAAUUACACUCCUGGAGAUAACCCUUACGCAUCUAGUAUGUCUGCAUCUGGGCGGUACAAGCGAUACAGAGCCCAACAAGGUCAAUUCUCCAAGAAGCUGUUUUUGGCCGAAAUGGAAGAGAGGUACAGUGCACACCUAGCAAAGCGGAGCACUAGUCUGUCCAAACAUGAGCGCCUGCGUGCGCGGGAUGCUUGGAAACGUGAUCUAGCUGACCGUGCAAAUGGCACCAUCGACGCAUGGUAUGGGUGCGAUGUUUUCGAUGAAAUGACGGAUUAUGCCAUCAACUUUACCUUCCCGUGGUCACUCAGUAAGGACUCUGGAAGGUCGUUCGACUUCUAUAAUAUUCCAGAUGCUCUAAAUCCUGAGGCACCUAUAGAUGGGUCAGUUUUUUUGAACAACCCACAAACUCGCGCUGCUAUUCAUGCACCGACGAGCAAGGACUGGACAGUGUCUAUCGACUACCCAUUCGGCAACGACUACGCUAAUAGUGAUCCAAGUCUUGAACCUAUGGCAUUCCUCACGGACUUGGCCACGAAUGCCACAGCCCACAACGUCUCUGUUGUUAUAUUCUCCGGAAAUGAUGACUCCCUCAUUCCUCAUCUUGGUUCACAAGUUACUAUCCAAAACACUACUUUUGGCGGGAUUCAAGGUUUCACGCGCAAACCGUCGACACCAUGGUAUAACGAUAAUGGCGAUUUCGCUGGUAUCGUGCAUCAGGAACGCAACUGGACUUAUGUCCUUAUUGACCACGCGGGCCACCUCGUGGGACACACAAAUCCCCAAUCAGCUGCAGAAAUUCCGAAGGGUUUCGUCGCUAUCAGGGAGUUCGUCUUUGGAAAUAACCAGACCGGGCUGGUCACCAACACUUCCUCGGGAUCUGUGACUGUCAUAUGUGGUGAGGUCUCUUCCCUGGCAAAUGAGAUUAUGACAGGACAGGCUGCCAUCUACUAUGGCUCUGCGACGACUGAAUCCACCUAUUACUUCCCCACUGCCACAGUGGAGGCAUGGAAUGCUUAUAUUGCAACCGCUACUACCACGCCUCUAUGA
Messenger RNA from Suillus bovinus, 1935 nucleotides. Its product is annotated as Alpha/Beta hydrolase protein. Gene Ontology annotation, molecular function: serine-type carboxypeptidase activity. The coding region runs from base 1 to 1935 and encodes 644 amino acids. Gene Ontology annotation, biological process: proteolysis. Lineage: Eukaryota; Fungi; Basidiomycota; Agaricomycetes; Boletales; Suillaceae. The record is from RefSeq and is a predicted model, not a curated record. The transcript has 18 exons.